Molecule: messenger RNA, 2494 nt
Organism: Chinchilla lanigera (long-tailed chinchilla)
Lineage: Eukaryota; Metazoa; Chordata; Mammalia; Rodentia; Chinchillidae
Gene: Dusp3
Product: dual specificity phosphatase 3
Biological process (GO): negative regulation of MAPK cascade; protein dephosphorylation
Cellular component (GO): cytoplasm
Molecular function (GO): MAP kinase phosphatase activity; protein tyrosine/serine/threonine phosphatase activity
Source: RefSeq, a predicted model, not a curated record
GUCGGUGGCCCAGGACGUCGCCGCACUGCAGAGGCUGGGCAUCACCCACGUCCUGAAUGCGGCCGAGGGUCGGUCCUUUAUGCACGUCAACACCAGCGCCAACUUCUACCAGGACUCGGGCAUCACCUACCUGGGCAUCAAGGCCAACGACACGCAGGAGUUCAACCUCAGCGCCUACUUUGAGAGGGCCUCGGACUUCAUCGACCAGGCCUUGGCACAAAAGAAUGGCCGGGUGCUGGUGCACUGCCGAGAGGGGUACAGCCGCUCCCCGACCCUGGUCGUCGCCUACCUCAUGCUGCGGCAGAACCUGGACGUGAAGGCGGCGCUCAGUACCGUGCGGCAGCACCGCGAGAUCGGCCCCAACGACGGCUUCCUGGCCCAGCUGUGUCAGCUCAACGACCGGCUCCGGCGGGAGGGGCGACUGAAGCUCUAGGGCCCUGCCACCGCCUGCCACACCACCCCGCGCCACGCCACUCCUGUGCCACUGCGAGCAAGUCACUGUCCCCUGCCCACGUCACAAGGCACCAGCCGGAGGGUCCCAGCACAGCCCCGGGCCGCGUCCUCUGGGGACACACGAAGCUUUGCCAGGGGCCUGCUCCCCACUGUCCUGGUGGCCUCUGUCUCCGCGGAAGAGCUGCUCCCCGGUCGGAGGUGGGGCGCCCCGCAGGACCUCAGCACUGAGCCCGGUAAAGGAGGAUGAUGCACACGUCCACCCCUGGCCCCCGGUCCACACCCUGCCCGCAGUGCCUGCUGUUGUCUUGGUGGAAGCCCCCCACGUCCUCUGGUUAUUUCCCCAGGCCUCGGACACCACCCCUGGAGGCCGGGCAGGCUGGAGGCCGGGCUGUGUGCCCCUGCCCUGUGCUUGGCGCUGGCGAUGGCUUGAGCGGCCGCUUCGUGUUUAGAAGGGCGUUGGGCGGGGCCUUGCGCUCCAGCCUGUUGGCAGCCCCAGCGCCAGGAGCCUCACCACAGGCUUCGUCCUGAGCCCGCGUGGGCCGCAGCCCCCGUGCCGUCUGCUCUGCUUCUGUUGCUCUUCUGAGAGCGGGAGGAGGAGCCGGCCCCGCUCAGCGGGUGUGCGUGCAGGCGUGGGUGCGGGCUCUGCCUGGCGGAGCCCCGGCCGUGUCCCCAGCCCAGCACGCGUGUGUCCCAUGCGGGCAGUGGGUGAGCUGGGUGUACGUGGGUAACGCCCCGCUGGCGCCCAGCUCCCGGAGGCCUGGGUUCUUGCAGGAGCCCUGCCAUUGGCAGGGGGACAGCAGUGUCUGCAGUGUGCGUGGAGCUCAGCUUGCACUCCGGCCCCAGCGCAGCGGGGCUGUGCGUGAGAGGAGUGGGACUCGCGGCCCCGGCGGUGAGGCCCCGCGCUGCCCAGACGCACGGCCAGCAUCCCCUGCACCAUGCCCCAGAGCUGCUGUCUUCCCAGGUCACCGCUGAGGGCGCGGCUGCACCCCCUCCACAGUUUGGGUGCGGCUCCCCGCCCACUGUGGGCUGCAGAGUGAGAAGGCUGUGACCCCAGGCUGCCGCUCGCUGCUCUCAGAAGCGGGGUUCUCUCUCCUAGGCUGCUGCCCCGUGGGGUGGGGUGGGGGUUGGGUCCACCACCCAAGCCCUCUGUCCAGCGUGAGAAAGAGGUGUGAAAUGGGGUCCCCAUAGAGCACCCCAAGUCAGCGCUUCCUUCCUGAGGCUCAGCCAGAGUCGCCGAGGACAGCCAGCUGCCUGGUCAGCACCUCCAAGCCUCUAGGGACACGCGGAGGAGGCUGGAGGAGACUCCCGCUUUCUCUGGGGACUUGCUUGGCUCCGUCGACCCCAGAAGCCCAGAGAUUCAGCCCCCGGCUCGCUGAGUGAGGCCGUGUCCUGUGAGAGCUGUCCCCGCGGCUGUCUGCCCUGGGAAGGGCAGCGCAGGGCCUGAGGGCGCCCCGUGCCCCGCCUGCACACCCGCCCUUCCUGUGGCUGGCAGAGCCGCGGCUGGCUUUUCCCUGGGCCUCCAGGCCCGUGCCCUUCGCGGGCUGUCUCUCGGCUCCUGCAGGUCAUUGAGGCGCAUGCCGAGGGGGUCGGCAGGUGUCGCUGCGUCCCCGCGGUGGCGGAGGCCGGCUGCCUGCGGUGGGAUCUGCUCGCAUGCAGCAGCCGGCAGGAGCCGCCCUGAUCCCGAACGCUGAGACCGUUCUCGGAGGCCCUGGCCGCAAACUGUGGCCAGGAACCCCGCAGAGCCAGCGCGGCGCCGCCCUCUGCGAGCACCGCAGGUCCCAGCGGGGGCUGGCAGCUUCGCCUGCAGCCCGCUCCCCUCCUGCUGGCUUGAGGGUGUACUGAGUGUGAUUCCGGGACGAGGGCAGAGGCAAGCUGCUCGCAGCGGGCCCUGGUGGGUGGCUCUGCAGAGCCUGGCACACACAAGGCCCGUCCCCCACUGCCACCAAAAAAGAAAAAACAAAAGCAAGUUAAAUGUCUGCUAUAUCACCAGUCUGUGUUAAAACACUAAGAUCGCAACCAGAAUAAAUGUCUUCCCAACAAA